AUGUUCAACAUAAACAAAUCAAUUUUGUUUCAAUUAUCAAUUUACACAAGUUUUUUAAUUGGAGUUUUAUCAGCAUUACCAUCAAAUGAAAUAAAAUUAGAAAAAAGAACGCCAGGAAUGAUGCCUAAUUUUUUAGGUAUCGAAGGAGGUAAUGGAGUAGGAGGCGAAAAAAGAGGUAGUGCAGGACACGGAGAAAGUUGUAAGAAGUAUAAAAUCAUAAGUGCAAGAGGUACAGGAGAAUCACAAGGAGGAGGUUAUUUAGGUUAUUCUGGAACGAUUUCAGGUAUCUUGAAAGCUGUACCAAACGGAGGAAAUUAUGAAGUGAAAUAUCCAGCUACAGCUGAUUAUCUUGAUGGACCGAUUCAAGGAUCAAAUGAUGCAUUGAAAUACAUCUUAGAACAAAAGAAAUUAUGUCCAAAACAAGUUUAUGUACUGAUUGGUUAUUCUGAAGGUGCAAUGGUAAUGACUCAAUUAGCUAACAAACCUAAUUUUCCUGGUUCUUCAAUUGUUGCAAUAGCUUUUUAUGGUAAUCCAUACUUCAAAGGAGGUGCACCACAAAACGCAUGUUCAGCCAAAACUGGAUCUGGUGUAGCAUCAGCCACUGGGAUUUCAUUACCAUCAAAAUUUUCAAAAAUCACAUUUGAUUGUUGUCAAAUUGGUGAUAUGAUUUGUCAAACUUCUGGUACAAUCGUUGCACAUUUAACUUACACUGCUUCUGAAAGUGAAAAAUCGGCUGUUAAGUUUGUUGUUGGAAAAUUACAAUCAUUACCUCGUUGA
Molecule: messenger RNA, 777 nt
Organism: Melampsora larici-populina 98AG31
Lineage: Eukaryota; Fungi; Basidiomycota; Pucciniomycetes; Pucciniales; Melampsoraceae
Product: cutinase
Exons: 4
Coding region: 1-777 (258 amino acids)
Molecular function (GO): hydrolase activity
Source: RefSeq, a predicted model, not a curated record